Messenger RNA from Serinus canaria (Common canary), 2130 nucleotides. RefSeq names its product sirtuin 2 (gene SIRT2). Bases 33 to 1808 code for a protein of 591 amino acids. NCBI's taxonomy places the organism in Eukaryota, Metazoa, Chordata, Aves, Passeriformes, Fringillidae. The transcript has 15 exons. Gene Ontology annotation, molecular function: NAD+ binding; histone deacetylase activity, NAD-dependent. The record is from RefSeq and is a predicted model, not a curated record.
GUGUCGCCCUCCUCGGUGACGAAGCUCAGGACAUGCCGCAGCCAGGCCGCGGGGUCAGCGAGGGGCUCGGAGGACUCCGCCGCGGGGCUGGCGGGCAGCGGCGGUCCCAGGGGCCCCUCGCCCAGCGAGCCCAGCCCGCUGUCGCACCACUCGUCACCCUCGGGGCGCUUGGCCUCGCCGGGGGCCGCCGGGGCCGCGGGGGCCGCGGCCGCCAUCGCCGGGGCCGCCUCAGGCCGCGGCCGCCAUCGCGGGCCGGGGAAUCCCCGCCCCGGCGCCUGCCGGGAUCUGUAGUCCGUGCCUGCGCAUCCGGGUUUCUCAGCCAAUCAGCACCCUCCGUCUGCCUACGCAUUUUCUCCCCCUCCGCGGGGGCACGCCGGGAGUUGUGGUGCGGGCAGGCCGCGCCCAUGGCGGACCGCGACGGUACCGGGGGCGGCGGGGCCGGGAGCGGCCCGGGGGGUGCGGCUCCCUCUCCUCCCGCUCCCGCCGGGGACCCCCCCAGCGCCCACGCAGCUCCCGGUGCCCGGCAGGAGGAGGCGGAGCAGAACGCCGAGUCUCCGGUCUCGGAGCCCGAGGCGGGCGCUUCGGUCGACGCUGACAUGGAGCUGCUGCGGUCGCUGCUGUCCCGGACCCUGGGGCUCGGCGGGGACAGAGCGGAGCCGGUGCUGGACGAGCUGAGCCUGGCGGGCGUCAGCCGGUUCCUGAAGAGCGAGCGCUGUAAGAACAUCGUGUGCAUGGUGGGCGCUGGCAUCUCCACCUCUGCCGGGAUCCCCGAUUUCCGCUCCCCCGGCACCGGGCUGUACUCCAACCUGCAGAGCUACAACCUCCCCUACCCCGAGGCCAUCUUCGAGAUUGGGUUCUUCAAGAAACACCCAGAGCCCUUUUUCGCCCUCGCCCGUGAGCUCUACCCGGGGCAGUUCAAGCCCACGGUGUGCCACUACUUCAUGCGGCUGCUGCAGGACAAGGGGCUCUUGCUGCGCUGCUACACCCAGAACAUCGACACUCUGGAGAGGGUGGCGGGGCUGGACCCGGAGCUGCUGGUGGAGGCUCACGGCACCUUCUUCACCUCGCACUGCCUGCGGGCCUCGUGCCGCCAGCGCUACAGCCUGGCCUGGAUGAGGGAGCGGAUUUUCUCCUCCCUCGUUCCUAAAUGUGAGAAGUGCCAGGGACUGGUGAAACCUGACAUUGUGUUUUUUGGGGAGAACCUCCCCUCGCGCUUCUUCGCCCUCCUGGAGUCGGACUUUGAGAAGGUUGACCUGCUGCUCAUCAUGGGCACCUCGCUGCAGGUGCAGCCCUUUGCCUCCCUCAUCAGCAGGGUCCCCACCAACACCCCCAGACUCCUCAUCAACAAGGAGAAGACGGGGCAGAGUGACCCCCUGAUGUCCUUGAUGGGCUUUGGUGGGAUGGACUUUGACUCAGACAAGGCCUACAGGGACGUGGCCUGGCUGGGGGACUGUGACAGCGGGUGCCUGGCUCUGGCUGAGCUGUUGGGCUGGAAGGAGGAGCUGGAGGAGCUGGUGCGGAGGGAACACGCGGCCAUCGACGCCAAGGGCGGGGACAGGGAUGGGGGGAACCCCCAAAAGCCCCGGGGGGAUGAGGACAAGGAUGGGGGGAACCCCAAAAAGGGCCUGGGGGACAAGGGAAAAGCUCAGAGUGACCCCAAGAAGAGCCUGGGGGGCACGGCCAAGGCUGAAAAGGACCCCAAAAAACCCCAGGGGGAGGACAAGGACAAGGCUCAAAAUGACCCAGGAAAGUCACGGGGUGGCAGUGAGGACCCUUCCCAUAGCACAGGGGGGACAACCCAAGAUUAAAUGGUCACAGAGUUGGUUUUGGGUUUGUGUGGUCACUGGGGGGCUGGAGCUCUUUCUUUCCUUAAAGGAAGAAAGAGGAAAACAAAAUAAAAAUACAGGAAAGGGGGAAAAUAAGUCAGAAAAAGAAAGGGGGAGGUUGAGGGUACAGAAAGGUUUUUUUCCUCCCCUAAAAAGGGAUGUUACAGCUCCAAAAUGUGUUGGAAUUCUUAGGGAUGGUGUGGGGGGAGGUGUGUGCAAAAGACUGAAACCUGUCAAGUUUCUCACUUUUAUACCUACUGAGAAAUAACAUUAAUUUACAUUAAAGAAAAGGUUUCGAAACAAA